GGUUCGUGACGUCAUGACCAGACGAAGGCGGAGCUGGUUCGUGAAGACGACAUCCCGAUCCCGGCGGAAAUGGGGGAUAGAUCUAAUGGAAAUUCAACAUCAUUUACGACCUGCAAUGGAAAUGGAAACCAAAAGGGAGGUUGCAGUCACUUAAGUGAUAAAGAUGAAGAAGAUUACGAGCUAGAGAUCGUAACUGCUGUGGCAGAUUUCUGUGCAAUAGAUGAUAGUCAGUUGAGCUUUGAAUCCGGACAAGUGCUGUCGGUGCUGCGUAAACCCAAUGUUGACUGGUGGUGGGCACGCAAGGGUAACAACACAGGUUACAUUCCAACCAAUCACAUCGCUACAGAACCCAUAGACCCCACCUCCAAACCUGAUUGGCAAGAUGAUGAAUACUUUGGUAGCUACAGUACUUUGAAAUUACAGCAAGAAAUGUUGAGCGACAAAGCCAGGAAUGAAGCAUAUCAGGUUGCCAUUGAGAGGAACAAGGAAGCUAUGAAGGGGAAAGUUGUUCUAGAUGUUGGUUGCGGGACAGGGAUUCUGAGCAUGAUGUGCGUCAAGUACGGAGGAGCAAAGAGGGUUCAUUCCAUUGAAGCCAGUGAGAUGGCUGAGACUGCUGAGAAGCUGAUAAACCACAACAACCUGUCCAAUAAAAUCACCCUCUACCAUGGAAAAGUAGAGGGAACCACCUUACCGGAGAAAGUAGACCUCAUCAUUUCAGAGUGGAUGGGAACCCUGCUUAUUUUUGAGUUCAUGGUUGAAUCUGUCCUCAUUGCACGAGAUAAAUGGUUGAAGCAAAGUGGGAAAAUGUGGCCAUCUCAAGCCCAUCUCUUCUUAGCUCCUACCACUGCAUCCAAACAUCAGGAUCGCAUCCAUUUCUGGGAUUCUGUUUGUGGCCUGGACUACUCCAUCUUGAGAACAGCUGCCAAGUCAGAAUACUUCUGUAAGCCUGUGAUCAACGAAGCAUUAAAUGCCAGCGAUCUUCUAGCCAAAGGAGAAGUUGUAUAUUCGUGUGACCUCAACACAGUUACUCUUAAAGACCUUGAGAUGAUCAAACAGGACUUUUCAUUCACCAUCAGCAAACAAGGAACUCUACACGGCUUUGCUUCCUGGUUCAGUGUAGAAUUUGAAGCAUUGCACAAGAGCCGUGCAGAAUGCGUCGUAUUGGACACCAGCCCGCAUGUCCCACUGACCCAUUGGAAGCAGGCAGCCUUGGUUCUAGAUGACUGGUAUGAUGUAGAGCCUGGGGAUGCUAUCCAGGGCACCAUGAGGAUGGAGAGAAGCUACAUGUGGAGGAGACACUUCAGAGUCGGGCUCUCAGGGACCAUCACUUUCAAAAACUCCAGCAAAACAAAGAAGACUUUCAUGAAGACCUUCAAAGUAUGGAGAUGACACUCUUCAGACAGCCUUUCUUCACAAACCCUUCUUUAUGGACAUCAUUAACUCCUAGGACACAAGCACAUCAUUUUUCACAUCUCAGUAUAUACAAAAACGGGUAACCUGGU
Molecule: messenger RNA, 1502 nt
Organism: Strongylocentrotus purpuratus (purple sea urchin)
Lineage: Eukaryota; Metazoa; Echinodermata; Echinoidea; Camarodonta; Strongylocentrotidae
Gene: prmt2
Product: protein arginine N-methyltransferase 2
Exons: 10
Coding region: 70-1389 (439 amino acids)
Biological process (GO): peptidyl-arginine methylation
Cellular component (GO): nucleus
Molecular function (GO): protein-arginine N-methyltransferase activity; protein binding
Source: RefSeq, a predicted model, not a curated record